Messenger RNA from Oncorhynchus gorbuscha (pink salmon), 1469 nucleotides. Its product is annotated as T-box transcription factor T-A. Gene Ontology annotation, biological process: cell fate specification; heart morphogenesis; regulation of transcription by RNA polymerase II. Lineage: Eukaryota; Metazoa; Chordata; Actinopteri; Salmoniformes; Salmonidae. The transcript has 8 exons. Gene Ontology annotation, cellular component: nucleus. Gene Ontology annotation, molecular function: RNA polymerase II cis-regulatory region sequence-specific DNA binding; DNA-binding transcription factor activity, RNA polymerase II-specific. The coding region runs from base 1 to 1272 and encodes 423 amino acids. The record is from RefSeq and is a predicted model, not a curated record.
AUGACUUCUUCAAACUCCGACCAGCGGCUGGACCACCUUCUGAGCGUGGUGGAGAGCGAGUUUCAGAAGGGGAGCGAGAAAGGAGACGCAUCGGAGAGGGAUAUUAAACUGGGACUAGAAGACGCAGAAUUAUGGACCAAGUUUAAAGAACUAACCAACGAAAUGAUCGUCACCAAGACUGGCAGGCGGAUGUUUCCAGUGCUCAGAGCGAAUGUGAGCGGCUUGGACCCCAACGCCAUGUACUCAGUCCUAUUGGACUUCGUGGCUGCAGACAACAACCGGUGGAAGUACGUGAAUGGCGAGUGGGUUCCCGGUGGCAAGCCCGAGCCACAGAGCCCUAGCUGCGUCUACAUCCACCCAGACUCGCCUAACUUCGGAGCGCACUGGAUGAAAGCGCCCGUCUCAUUUAGCAAAGUCAAACUGUCCAAUAAACUCAACGGAGGAGGACAGAUCAUGCUGAACUCUCUGCACAAGUAUGAGCCCAGGAUACACAUUGUGAAGGUUGGAGGGCUCCAGAAGAUGAUCAGUAGCCAGUCUUUCCCCGAGACUCAGUUCAUCGCUGUCACUGCUUACCAGAACGAAGAGAUAACUGCGUUGAAGAUCAAACACAAUCCAUUCGCCAAAGCUUUCCUUGACGCCAAAGAGAGGAGCGACCAUAAAGACAUUCCAGACCAUGGUGGAGACAGUCAACAGUCUGGUUAUUCCCAACUUGGUGGUUGGUUCCUACCUGGUAACGGCCCUAUGUGCUCCAGCAGCAGCCCCCCUCCGUUCAGCGGGGCCCCUGGCCCCUCCUCAGGGUCUUAUUGUGAGAGGUACUCCAGCCUGAGGGGCCACAGGGCCGCCCCCUACCCCAGCCACUACCCACACCGCUCCUCCAGCUCAAACAACUACAUGGACAACUCGUCGGGAGUCCUGCCCACCCAUGACAGCUGGUCAGCCCUUCAGAUCCCAAACUCCUCUGGGAUGGGAACCCUGGCCCAUACAACCAACUCCACAUCCAACUCCAGCCAGUAUCCUAGCCUGUGGUCUGUUGCCGGGACAACCCUAACUCCUUCUGGCUCCUCCUCUGGUUCCAUUGCUGGCGGUCUGACCAGCCAGUUCCUGCGAGGCUCCUCCUACACUGGCCUGACCUCCUCCCUGCCCGUUUCCUCACCAUCCUCCAUGUACGACCCCAGCCUUAGUGAGGUGGGUGUAGGCGUGGGCGAGGCCCAGUUCGAAAGCUCCAUCGCCAGGCUCACCGCCUCCUGGGCACCUGUGGCUCAGAGCUACUGAGCACAAUGCAUCUUCCAUCAGACAUUGACUCUACUCAAGCACCAUCCUGCCCCACAUCACCUCCCUCUCCUCUCUACUGCCUGACGAUCACCUAGGAAACCUUUGGGUUGAUGCAUUACAUGUGGACAGCAACACCUGUGAAAGGCAGAGAGUCAGCUCAGAAGAAGAUCUAUCUGAUGCAGAGAGAUGUAGGGUCC